This is a messenger RNA of Gallus gallus (chicken), 7403 nucleotides long. It is a transcript of the gene RAD21L1, whose product is annotated as RAD21 cohesin complex component like 1. Gene Ontology annotation, molecular function: chromatin binding; protein binding. Gene Ontology annotation, biological process: synaptonemal complex assembly; mitotic sister chromatid cohesion; replication-born double-strand break repair via sister chromatid exchange. Lineage: Eukaryota; Metazoa; Chordata; Aves; Galliformes; Phasianidae. The transcript has 16 exons. Bases 4576 to 6582 code for a protein of 668 amino acids. Gene Ontology annotation, cellular component: cohesin complex; synaptonemal complex. The record is from RefSeq and is a predicted model, not a curated record.
CCCGUGCUGGGGAGCUUCAAUGGUCUCGCUGUAAGCAUCAGCCAGAGAAGGCUUUCCACGCAAAGAUGGUUUCUCUCUCACUCUUUAUCCAGAGCACUGAUCAGCAUGGAGGGCUAAAGCCUAUCUCAUAGGGUCUUUGUGUGCAGAGCCUCAAUGGUGGCUCGGGUGGGCUUCUGCAUGGGUAUGUACACUGGAUGUGAAGAGCUCCAACUGCAAAGCCUCUAACAUGCAUGAGAAGAGACAUACAAUGAAUUCCUGGCGUUACCUGGCCCCCUGUAGCCAUGCUGUCCUUCAUUCCUGAGGAUGUGUGCCAAACCCACAGGCGGUGUGGAGGGCUGCCCAUUGGGCACCGUGUUGGGUUGGGGUGGAACAGAGGGGGCUUGGGUGCAUACCUGAGCUCUGGGUCCAGAGCAGUCUCUGCCUGGUGGAGCUGAAGGAUUUGGGGCUUUGCUUUGCAGCAGGUUAAUAGGAACAUGUUUCGCUACUGUCAGUUCUAUGGCAUGAGACUUGUGUGGCUCUGCCCAGCUGGACUCUGUGCUGCCAUCACCAAACAGCUUGUGGAGGAAGGACAAGACCUGCACGGGUCAUAGGAUUCUCAGCUCUUUCUGGAACCCCCUCCCUUUCCUGCAGCUCCCCGUGUCAGAUAACUUUGGGGCUGGAGCCCGUCAGGGUUCAGUACUAUAUUUUCUUCUCAUGGUUUGAUUUCUUGGAAUGAUGUUCAUGAGUUUGAAAUAAAAAUCUAACAACGCUGUUGUGUUGGCAGUUGCUGGGGGUGACUCCCCUGCCCCAGUUGGCUGCCUCAUUUCCCCCCACAAGAAGAGGAGCCUCAAAGCUGCACUUAGGAGCUCUGUUCUGUCUGUGCUUGCCCUACCUGGGGUGGUGGGUUUGAGCUGGGAGCCUGCUUUGUUCUUUCUCUUUAGCAGCCGUGCUUUUCUGAGAUGAUGAGACUGUAUAAAGAAAAUUAAGUGGAGAAUGGCCCAGCCCUUGUUUGGCUGUGCUUCUGCUGGUAAUUGGCUCUCCAGGGCACUGAACACCGUUGUUACACUGCAUGCAGCUGCAUAGGCAUAAAUAAAAAAGGGGAAGUGCUCCCCUCUCUCCCUUUUCCCCUAAGGCUUUUCCUUUUAAACCCCUUUUGCCUACAAACACGGCUGAUAACAGCUGAGUUGCUGUGUAUGCAACCCUGGACUGCGUGCAUGCGGGGCAGGGGGGGGAAGGACUGGCCAUAGAAAUUUGGCACUGGGUGAGCUGGAGCAGGGUGAGGCUCCUGCUGUGUCCCUGCUGUUCUCCCAGCUCCUGGGCAGCCCCGACCUUGCUGUGUGAGGUUGGGAUGCGCGGUGCUGCAGGGAGAGGAAGUGGUUCUGCCUUAUCAGAGAGGCUCUCUGCGGGAGACAGCUGCUUUCUGCUGCCUGCAUUAAUCAUAUGCUGCAACCUUUCAGGAGGGAGAAACACAGCCUGCUUUGAUGGGGCUAAUUAAAACGAUCCAGCGCCAGGAGAGGCUGUGUCGGGUCUUGAUAAACAAUCUUUUGUCUGCAGCUCUUAACCCCAGUGGGUUUGCAGUGCCUUGCAGCUUGGGGGAGCAGGUGGGAGAGGAGGGGAUUGAAAAGAGGAUGAGUACCCUGCAUGGAGCUGGGGUGGUUGUGGGCCUGUGGCUGAGCCUUGGGGCUGCUGUGGUCUCUGCUGCCCAUGCUCCAUAGAGCAGAGGUGUGGGGAAAUGUGGAUCCUGCACCAAGCGUGGCCAUCAACACCAGCACUAACAUGAAUGACUGAAGCUGUUAACAUGCAAGGGAGCACAGCGAGUGGUGCAUCUUGAGCUAAUUUUAUGGGGGGUUGUAAAGAGUAGUUGGGGCUGGAGUGUGCAAUCCUGGCACAGCCCUCACUCCUCCUGCAGUGCCAAGGAGGUGCUUCCACAUCACGGUUGAAAGAGGCGCUGGAUUAUUGGCAAUGGCUCGAUGUCCCUGGAGAGUCCUUCAGGCCAUCUGCCAGCCCACCCAGCCAACAGCACCUGCCUCUCAUGCUCUCAAUGGCAAAGCCCUCGUUCCGCUAAUUACCCUGCAGACGAUGCUCCAAGCCAGGAUCCUGCAUGCCCCGUGGAUGGUGCGAAGGAAGAACGGGUGGAUAUUGCACAGAUGGGAAAACAAAGCAGCCUCUGUUGUAGAGGAGUGAGAGGUGUAUGGGGCCUUUCCCUCCUGCACAGAGACACUCCAGGACCCUGAAGACGGGUGCUCAAGAGCUCUGUGCUGAGCCAGCUUCUCCAUUGGAAGCUGGAGAUGUGCAGAAAUGCUGUGCAGCAGCAAGGUGCUCUCCAAUGGGACGGGUUUCACUGUGCCUCCAGGGACACAGGACUGCCCCAACCCACCCAUUAGCAGCUGCACAGCCCCAGGGUGUGACACUGUGGGGCUGGGGCCUCAUCCUGCCCACUCUGCCCUGCUCCAGCCCACCUUGCUGGACCAGAUUUGUCUCGCCACCUGGUCAUUUUUUGGGUUGCUUCCUAAAUAAAUCAUCGCUUCGGCUCAGUGUUUCCAGCCUGCUGCACUGCUCUCCUCUGGUCCCACCACUGCCCCUGUGCAAAAUCACUCUCCGGUCCUACAGGUCUCAGUGGGGAGCCCCUUUAAUGGCAUUCCUUCCUCAACGCACUUCAUUCGCCUUAAAUAUUUAUAUUUCAAUCCAGAGGAUUUUCCCCCAGUUCUCCAGGCCCUCCUCAAGGGACAGCAGAGCAAUGUGCUGGCACAGCAAUGACAGCCUCCUUCCAUUAACAGCCCUCCAACAGCCCCGCACUCUAACACAAAGGAGAAUUUCUUGCGCCCGCAUAAUGCAGGUGUUCAGCAGAUGCAGCCUGCCAGCAGCCUGUGCGAGGCCAUUUGAGGAUUCCAGGACCCAAUACUAAACACAGAGCACAGGCAGGUGACACAGGGAUGGGCAGAGGGACGUGUGGUCCUUCACAGCACUGAGAGGAAUGGACACUGUUGUGCAGGAUGGGGAUGGUGGCACGGGCUGCGGGCUGUCCCCAGCCAUGGGAGGGGUGGGAUCACCUAAGGAUGCUAUGGGAGCCCUGGAACAAGAUCUGGCCCCAGCAAUUGAACCACACGUAAACAACUUUCCCCUUGCCUUGGGCUGUCUGGAGAGAGAUAUCUCUGCACAUUUGAAGCAAGUAAUUUACGGGACAGAUUAAAAACUGGUGGCAGUUUGUGACAAACACCACCUUUUGUGGGGCUGUGUUUUCCUAUGGGACAAUUCCUUGCCUUUCUCAACAUCCUGCUCAGACCGAUUUUUUCUCUCCACAGAACGUUGUGCUUUAAUGAUGCUUCAUGUUUAAUUCCCGAGAUGCAAUGUUACCUUCGCGCUGCACACAAUGGCUCUUGUGAGCAGCACAAAGGCACCCCAGUGGGGCAGAGCUGCUUCUCUAAAACAGGAAAAGAAGGACCACGCUGCGCACGGCGAGUUAUCCUCUCUCCUCCAGACAGAGCACCCUGGUUUCUGAGGCCGUUGUGGGGCUGCUGGUGGGAUGUUAGGCACGGGGGUGGGGGGUCCCAGCCUUCAUCCUGCUCUCGUGGGAUGUGAAGGCUGCAGGUCAGGAGGAGGUGGCCCCGUGGAUGGCGGUCACGUUGAGGUCCCCUUCUCUUCUGCUCAGAGCGGUGCAAGCGCCAACUCUACAGCACAGAGUUUUACAGGAAACUAUUGCUACGAAAGGUUGCUGAUGGCAGAAAUUCAGAUGCUACAUCCCAAAGAGGAGCUCGGCCUCGCGUCCAGCCCGGCACAGGGCAUGGAAAUCCCACGGGCGUCUCGCAGUGCCGUCACCCCGCUGCUGGUGGAAGGCGGUCCCGGUGCUGCGGGACAGGACCCCGUCCCGGGAGGGGCAAGGAGGGUGUCCGAUGGCGAAGCCUCCCCAAUGGCAUCGAUGUUGCGGUGCGGCGAGGGGGGUGCCGGUGUGCGGGGCUACGAUCCGGAUCCCUCGGGGUGCUGCUGGGGCGGGGGGCUCAGCUGGCUCUCCAGCAGCGCCUGGGCCCCCUCGGCCGACACCCGCCGCAGCCGCAGCCGCACGGAGCCGUAGGUGCUCCCGGCACGGCGGGCGGCGCGGGCCCGGCGGCGGGCGGCGGCGGCGGCCAGCAGGAGGGCGGCGAGCAGCAGCCCCCCCAGGGCCAGCAGGGCCAGCCCGGCCACCGUGCAGCGGUCGAGGCGGGCGCGGAGCCGCGCCGCCCUCUCUUCCAGCCGCUCCAUCUGCCGCGCCGGUACGGUCGGGUCGGGACGCGCCGCCCGCGGCACAGCCCCCGCCAGCACCACCAGCGCUGCCCCGCUCAGCGCGCAGCCCAGCGCCAGCGCCAGCCCCGGGCCCGGAGCCGGGCCGAGCCCCCCCGGGCCGCCCCCGUCCGCCGCCGCCGCUUCGCCCGGGCUCCGCAGCUCCGCCGCCCGCGGGGACGCCAUGGAGCCGCCGCCCUGCGAGCAGAGAGUGAGGGAUGUGUGGCUCUGACCGCCCUCCCAGCUCCAAUCCUGCGCUGUGUCGUAAGGCAGUCUUCCCAGCGCAGUAUCCCUGGGGAUGCAUCCAGAACUGGGCUGAGAAAAGAACGGCAUUAAAAAUAAAUGCUGGCAGCUGCCCUAAAUCUACAGCCCCAAAUCCUGCCCCGGCCUGGUGGGGUUGCAGCAUCCCCGAGGAAAGGAGAGGAGGGAUGGAGACGGCCCAGUCAGCCGCUGCCAGAGCAGGAGCACAGCGAGGAGAGACAGCCAAGGUGCUGUCAGCUCCAACCCACAGCUCCAGCUCUCUCUGGAGCCCCAGCACACAGAAAUUCUCCUCAGGACCUUCUCACCCUCAGGCAGCCCAAGGGAGGAGGAGGGCAAAGCGCAGGCAGAGGCGUUGCAGGAGGCCCAGCAGACCCACACACCAUGUUCUACAUGCAUUUGCUCGUGAACAGGCGUGGGCCGCUGGCCAAGAUCUGGCUCGCUGCCCACUGGGAGAAGAAGCUCACCAAGGCUCAUAUCUUCGAGUGCAAUUUAGAGACUACCAUUAAAAAGAUCGUUUCGCCAAAGUUUACAAUAGCUCUGCGCACCUCUGGGCAUUUACUCUUGGGAGUGGUGCGGAUCUACCACAGGAAAACAAAAUACCUCCUGUCAGACUGCAGUGAAGCUCUGACAAAAAUGAAGACAGCCUUUCGCCCAGGACUUGUUGACCUUCCAGAAGAGAGCUGUGAGGCUGCUUAUCAGUCCAUUACAUUACCUGAAGAAUUUCAUGACUUUGAAACAACGCUACCUGAUUUAAAUGCCAUUGAUGUUGCUGAGCAUUUUACCUUGAAUCAGAGCAGAGCUGAAGACAUCACACUUAAAGAGGAUUAUGAAAGCAAUGUACUUCUCUGUGAUAGGAACUUUGAUGAGGAAUCAGACGCACUGAGAAAACAGAGCUUCUUCGAUGUGAGCGUUCUGAUGAGCAGCUGCAACCUCGUGGCUGAUCACAGCUCUGCAAGCGUGAGUGGAGACAAACCUGCUCUGCAUGAGAGCUCGUACUGCUUGGAGCAGGACUGCUUCGGAGAUGAGGAGGCUGGUGCAGACAUGAUUGAAAUCCUGUUGAGGGAUGAACAAAACGGCCUAACUAAUGGCAUUCUUGAUAUGGAGGAAGAACUUCCUUUGUCACAAGACCUGCAAGAGAACAGCACAGACGCUGAGUUCAACCACGCAGACACUGCAGUGAAGACAGAAAGUCAUCUCAUGAAUGAAACAAUGCUUUUGCCUAAAGAAGGAUUUGUGCUUGAGCCAGUUGAUGAUACAGAUUUCAACCAGAGGAAAAACAAUAAAAGGAAGAGGAAGUUGCUUGUGGAUGCAGACAAAGAGCUCAGCCUCAGUGCUAUAUACCACCAGCUUAACAACAGCGUGGGCACCCUUGUUACAUUAGACCUUGCACCUCCAACUAAACAAAUAAUGAUGUGGAAAGAAUCAGGAGGAGUGGAAACACUCCUGUCCCAGCCUGCACAGCAUUUGUUUCAUGCUGAGCUACAAACGUUCUUUGCAAAAUGCUUCAAGAGAGGUAGAUUUGCAAUGGGAAGAAAUGUAACACAGAUGGAGUCCGAGGUGGAAAAAACAAGGAAGGAGCAAGAUGCCACAGAGAUGCUGAUAACAGACGAAUCGAGUUACCUGCAGGAGUUGGACUGCUCUGAGGCUGAGAGAAAAACUGACAAUGAUUUGUUUGCACUGACAGCACGGAAUAGCAGCAAUGACACUGUUAAUGGCUUUGGUGGAACCCUACAGGAUGAAGCUGCUUUCUCCGAGAGCUCCAUGCUGCUGAAUAAUUCAAUGGGCCGAGAAGCUCCAGUGCAGCAUGCUGAGAUAACACACGAGCUAGAAAUGGAAAAUAGAGACAAUGAAGAAAUUAAGUGGAGCAAAAGAACUCUUCAGUUAUUAAAAACCCUACAGCACCUGAACAAAUCUGGAGUGAAUUCCUUCAGCUUACGGGAGCUCUGUCGGAAAAAUAGCCGGAAAGAAGUCGCAGUGAAGUUUUACAUCUUCCUUGUUCUGCAGAAGCAGAUGGUUGUUGAGUUGGUUCAGUGUGCUCCGUUUGCAGACAUCACAGCCACUGCUGGCCGAAUGUUCAGUGCUCACUGAAGUCACGCAGCAGCCAGAUAAGCUCAUCAAAACACCAUUCUGUUCUUUUUUUCCUGCAAAAAAAUGGAACUCUCAUCAAACCAUGGUGGACUGAGCAGAGUUCUUUCAUUCCUGUGCCCUCUCAGAACCACGUGGUAACGAAUUGGUGCUGCUGUGUGGCUGCAGUGUUGGUUAGCAAGGUGUUCACUGGUGUGUUCAGUUUCAAUACAUAUAUGUUUAUAAAACAAGCUGUUACUCACUCUUUUGAUAAAUAGGUAGCUAAAAUACACUCUCCCCCUCAGACAUUUACAUCAUGAGGGACUUGAUGAGAGUUCUUUAAAGCCUUUCUUAGAGUCCAGUGUUGGAAAUUAGGUUAUUUGCAGCUUGUGUGUGUUAAUUUGGUACUGUGGUCAGUAAGAGAAGGGAAGUCCUUUGAGCUAUCUUCGAGUAUAUUCAAAAUUAUUUAUUUCAAAGAAUGUUCAGUAUUUGAUGCUGACUGUGUGCAGCAACUGUGUGCAGCAUCACCACUUCCAAGAACCCCUGCAAUGCUAGAUUUUGUGGGGUGUGUUUACGCAAAGACUAACAGCUUUCCUUCUGCACAGGCCAAUGGAAAAAUGGUUGUUUGGCUGAAAUGUUAGCAAUCCUUUGUACUUUGAUCUAAUUUAUUUAACACCUGUCCUGGCAUUCCGUAACGUUGGUAAUUUUCAUGGGCUGAAAGCAGAUGCACUGCAACAGCACAGCACAGAGUGGUUGUGUUCAUUUGGUGCUCCAAAACAUCCCAGUGCUCUGGGUGUGCCGACACCUCUUUGUAUGGAAUCAAUAAAAGUCCAACCAAGGUGUUC